Messenger RNA from Colletotrichum chrysophilum, 1410 nucleotides. RefSeq lists its product as uncharacterized. Gene Ontology annotation, molecular function: chitin binding; hydrolase activity, acting on carbon-nitrogen (but not peptide) bonds. NCBI's taxonomy places the organism in Eukaryota, Fungi, Ascomycota, Sordariomycetes, Glomerellales, Glomerellaceae. Bases 1 to 1410 code for a protein of 469 amino acids. The record is from RefSeq and is a predicted model, not a curated record. The transcript has 6 exons. Gene Ontology annotation, biological process: carbohydrate metabolic process.
AUGCAUUUCACCACCCUCGCUUUCGCGGCUGGUCUCGGCUUAGCCGCUGCACACGGCGCCGAUUCUGGCGACAGGCUUCCCGUGCCCCAGAUCAUGACUGGGAGACGCGCCAUGCAGGACUUUACCGCGGCCCGUCCCCAGAUCCAGCGCCGCGCUGCGAAACCUGAACUGGCGCCGGCGGCCUCGGAGCUGGAGGCGCGUCAGUCCGUGGGCCGCUGCGGCCCGGACUACGACAACCAGGUCUGCGACGAUGGAUACUGCUGUUCCAGCGCAGGAUGGUGCGGUCAAGGGUAUCUCUACUGCUCUGCGCCGUCGUGCAUGAUUGAGUACGGCCCGGCAUGCGAUGCCAACAUCCGCCCAGACGGGCCGGACACGACCAACGUCGCUCGCACUAAGGUUGGCCCGGUGCCUUACGGCGAGGCCAUCUAUCACUGCGAGCAGUACGGCGACAUUGCUUUGAGUUUUGAUGACGGCCCUUACAUCUACACCGAGGAUCUGUUGGACAAGCUGAAGGCGUACAAUGCCAAGGCUACCUUCUACAUCACCGGCAACAACCUCGGCAAGGGCAAGAUCAACGACCCGACCACCAACUGGCCUGCUCUGAUCAGACGCAUGAUCGCCGAGGGCCACCAGGUUGCUAGCCACACUUGGUCUCACCAGAGACUCACCACCAUCAGCGCAGAGAAGUUCCGCAACCAGAUGAUCUACAACGAGAUCGCUUUUGCCGACCUGCUGGGUUACUUCCCGACUUACAUGAGACCCCCUUACUCCGCCUGUGACGCUACUUGCGAAGGCUACUUGGAUGACCUCGGCUACCACAUCACCUACUUCAACCUGGACACUGAGGGCUACCUCCACGACAGCCCAGAGCUCAUCCAGGACUCCAAGGACAUCUGGGACGACAACGUCGAAGGCAAGGACCCCACUAACACCAAGUGGCUGCAAAUCGAGCACGACCCUGUCUACCAGUCCGUCUACAACCUGACAGACCACAUGCUCGAGUCCCUUUUCCGCAACGGCUUCAAGUCCGUCACUGUCGGAGAGUGCCUCGGCGACCCCCAGGAGAACUGGUACCGCUCCGUCGGCGAUGCCCCGCCCAGCUCCGGCACGACCACUACCCGCGCCACUGCCACCACCCUCACCACCUCCGUCGCUUCUCCCACAGGAACCCUCACGCCUUCCACAGACGGCCGCUGCGGCCCCAACUUCGGCUUCACGACCUGCGUCAACGAGCCCGGCGCCACGUGCUGUUCCUCCGCCGGCUGGUGCGGCAACACCGCCGACCACUGCGGCGCGUCCUGCCAGCCCCUCUACGGCACCUGUGCCAUUUCGGGCGCGUCAACUUCGAUUCUCUGCGCCGCCGUCGUCAUCGACGCCUGCGAGCUCAUCUACACCCGUCAGCUCGGCUAA